GUACAUAUGCAAACAUCUGAUCGCUUAGCCUCAAGUUCAAGUGGUUCAAAGUGCGCGCGAACAAAUUGAAAAGAAACAAAAUUGCAAAUCAAAUUACAACAGCAAUAACGAUUGCAUUUAUCAAUCGAUUUUAUUAGACGCGGGGCACUACGAUAAAAUAAAUAUCAAUAAUAAAAAAAAAAACAAACAAAAUAAAUACGAGACGACACGAUCGCUUAAUGUACGUCGGUUAUUUCUUUUUACCGUUGAUUUUGUUGUUUUCCUAUUUUAUGGUCGCAACAACAACGACGUCGUAAUCUUAUCGGCUGAAAAAAAGCGCAUAACGUAAUAAUUAGUGAACGAUCGAACGCUGGGCUUGGGACACCAGCGACCGCGACAGCCAGCACUAGACAAACAUGCGGCAGCCGGAACAGCUGUUGGCCCCAGAUGAGAGCAGCAGCUAUGCCGCCUGCAUCAGCGAGGAUCUGCAGCUCUUUGGCCAGCUGAACGAACUGCAGCUGAUGGGCAGCGACUUUGAGCUCACACCAGCUGCGAUACCCGCUGAUGAAGCAACAACACCAACGCCUAAGACAGGAAAACGUGCAGCGCCCACGAAACGACAAAGGAUCAACAGUUGCGAGGUGUGCGGACGAUGCUUCAGUGAUCCGUAUACGCUGCGCAUACACAAAAUGACGCACACCGAUGAGAAGCCGCAUGUGUGCAGCGAGUGCGGGAAGGGUUUCCGACAGCAGCACAAGCUGCGCAUGCACAGCGUCAUCCAUACAGAUGAGCGACCGCAUCAGUGUGAUAUUUGUGGCAAGGGUUUUCGCUUUGCCAACUAUUUGGCCGUACAUCGACGAUUGCAUACCGGAGAGAAGCCCUACGGCUGCACUGAGGCCAUGUGCCAAAUGUCCUUUCAUUCGAUACACGCACGACGCAUGCACAUCAAACUGCACCACCACCAUCAAGUCGAAGCCAGUCGAAUCGCAGAGGAGAGCAGCAGCGGAAAUAGUUCGACAGCAUCGUUGAGCUAUACCUGUCCCGUUUGCGCACGCGUGCUGAGCGAUCAGUGUUAUUUGAACACGCAUCUGAAGCGACAUUACAAUCAACGGGACUUUGUAUGCACGCAGCCGCAGUGCGGCAAACGUUUCUUUAGUUCCUCGGAACUGAAUCAUCAUCAAAUCGCGCACACAAGACUCCGUCCAUUUCGCUGUGCUUUGUGCUCUUCGUGCUUUUUGCGCAAUUCGAAUUACAAGCAGCAUUUGAAGCUGCAUCAUAAAGCAACAGCAGCAGCAUCAGCAUCAGUGACUCAAACUUGUUAAUAACAAUUUU
Messenger RNA from Drosophila albomicans, 1311 nucleotides. Its product is annotated as gastrula zinc finger protein xLCGF3.1. The transcript has 2 exons. The record is from RefSeq and is a predicted model, not a curated record. Bases 396 to 1301 code for a protein of 301 amino acids. Gene Ontology annotation, biological process: regulation of transcription by RNA polymerase II. NCBI's taxonomy places the organism in Eukaryota, Metazoa, Arthropoda, Insecta, Diptera, Drosophilidae. Gene Ontology annotation, cellular component: nucleus. Gene Ontology annotation, molecular function: DNA-binding transcription activator activity, RNA polymerase II-specific; RNA polymerase II cis-regulatory region sequence-specific DNA binding.